Messenger RNA from Neoarius graeffei (lesser salmon catfish), 1378 nucleotides. RefSeq names its product autophagy related 3 (gene atg3). Gene Ontology annotation, cellular component: cytosol; cytoplasmic ubiquitin ligase complex. The transcript is spliced from 12 exons. The record is from RefSeq and is a predicted model, not a curated record. Gene Ontology annotation, biological process: autophagy of mitochondrion; nucleophagy; autophagosome assembly. Gene Ontology annotation, molecular function: Atg8-family ligase activity. The coding region runs from base 130 to 1071 and encodes 313 amino acids. NCBI's taxonomy places the organism in Eukaryota, Metazoa, Chordata, Actinopteri, Siluriformes, Ariidae.
UCACGUGGUUUUCUGACGUCGGCUAGCCAAACAGAAAGCCCGUAAACAGUAGUUGUACAGAGAGCGCUUGAAAACUCAAAGCAUUUCGUGCACGAAGGGGUUUCGCUUGUGUGGUCUUACCUUGUGACCAUGCAGAACGUCAUCAAUUCUGUGAAAGGCACAGCUCUCGGGGUGGCUGAGUUUCUAACACCCGUCCUGAAGGAGUCCAAAUUUAAAGAAACUGGAGUUAUAACUCCCGAGGAGUUUGUUGCUGCAGGAGAUCAUCUAGUUCAUCACUGCCCCACAUGGAAAUGGGCAUCAGGAGAAGAAGCAAAGGUGAAGCCAUACUUGCCCAAGGACAAGCAGUUUCUGUUAACCCGUAAUGUUCCAUGUUACAAGCGUUGUAAACAAAUGGAGUACUCUGAAGAGCUGGAGGCCAUAAUAGAAGAGGAUGAUGGAGAUGGAGGAUGGGUCGACACUUAUCAUAACUCUGUGAGCGGUGUGACGGAGGCAGUUCGUGAAAUCUCGGUGGAUAACAAAGAUAAUAUGAACAUGAAUGUGCACUUGGGCAGUGGAAUUAGUGAUGAUGACGAUGAUGAAGUGGAGGCAGCAGAUAUGAAGGAGUAUGAAGAAAGUGGGCUUUUGGAGACGGAUGAGGCCACUCUUGACACAAUUAAACUGGCAGAUACAACUAAAUGGAAGGCUGAAGCAAGCGGAGAAGAUGCCAUUCUUCAGACAAGAACCUAUGAUCUAUACAUAACUUAUGACAAAUACUACCAAACUCCUAGGCUGUGGCUUUUUGGAUAUGAUGAGGAAAGACAGCCCCUCACUGUUGAUCAGAUGUAUGAGGACAUCAGCCAGGAUCAUGUGAAGAAAACAGUCACCAUUGAAAAUCACCCACACCUGCCUCCUCCUGCUAUGUGCUCCGUGCAUCCAUGCAGACAUGCUGAAGUGAUGAAGAAGAUCAUUGAAACCGUGGCUGAAGGUGGAGGAGAGCUUGGGGUUCAUAUGUACCUCUUGAUUUUCCUGAAAUUUGUGCAAGCUGUUAUUCCAACAAUAGAAUAUGAUUACACAAGACACUUCACAAUGUAACUUCCCAGGAUUACAGCGAGAGUUGUUCAUUAAAGAAGGGCUGUAUGAAAGUGCAGGCAGUGGCUAACAACACAUUUACACAAGCCAUUUUAAAUAAUUAAACAAUGUUAUGUGAUUUUGAUUGGGCAAGAGGUUUAAAGGAUUGUUAUUCCCAGCUGUAACUCCAUAUGGCAAAUUCCAGUCUUGUUUUCAGAGUAAGUCAAUCUCAUGCUUGCAUCAUGCUGUAAAGUUUUAUAUUUACACUGGAUUGGAACACCACCACCAGGCACUCGUAUAUUACUGGUGAAUAAAGUGAUCAUUCUAACCA